Helicoverpa armigera (cotton bollworm) is the source of this 2160-nucleotide messenger RNA. RefSeq names its product protein yellow (gene Y-d). The coding region runs from base 220 to 1731 and encodes 503 amino acids. Gene Ontology annotation, cellular component: extracellular region. The transcript is spliced from 7 exons. Lineage: Eukaryota; Metazoa; Arthropoda; Insecta; Lepidoptera; Noctuidae. The record is from RefSeq and is a predicted model, not a curated record.
AAGUUAAAAAAAUACGAUAUUUGGAAUUGGAAAAACUAUAUAUCAGUCAGAAAAACUUUAACAAGAGUUACUGAUACCGUUGUUUUUUGCUUGUGAAUUUAAUUUAGUUUCGAUAAUUUCUAUGAAUUAUUUCAAGAUUAACAAGUGGUUAUUUGAUUUAAAAUUUGUUUAAAGGCUACAUUAUAGUGUUCAAUUUAAAUAAAUCUGAAAGCGUCGAGAAUGGGGCUCCAAAAAGUGCUUAGUACGACUAUGAAAGUUUUGGUGAUAUUUUCUCUGUUCUUUCUACAAGUCAAGAUGGUUCCGUAUUAUGAACAACGGGAGUACUGCAAAGUUUUACUCAGCCAAUAUGAUCCUCACUUGCUUGACACGUUCAAGUUAGAGAUGUCGCAAGGAAUCGAGCGGUUCUUCCUGCUGUCAUACUGCCUGGCUUGUUGCUGGCCCGGGCUAGGCGCCAAAAGCGAUCUGCGCGUGGUUCGACAAUGGCCCGAGCUACAGUUCGUGUUCCCUAGCGAAGAUGCUAUGCAAGCAGCCAUUGAGAAGCGCUACUACGUCCCAGGGAAUUCAGUGCCUAUAGACGUUGAUGUGCACCACAGACAAGGACCUUAUGCAUCUCGGAUAUUCGUGACCAUCCCGCGGUUCGACGAGGGUCGGCCGAUGACACUGGGCACGGUGGACGAGCAGGGCAAGAUCAACGCCUACCCAGAUUAUUCUUGGCAUGACAACCAAGGUUAUAACUGUGGUGGCUUAACGUCCGUCUUCAGAGUUGCUAUCGAUGAAUGCCAACGUCUGUGGGUGAUGGAUGCCGGCAAGAUUGGUGAUCAGCAGUUGUGUCCUCCACAGCUACUGGCCUUCGACCUGGCGACCGACCAGCUCAUCUACAGACAUAUCGUCAAUGCAUCCCUGUUUACGGACCAGUCAUUGUUUAUAACCCCUGUUGUGGACAUCAGACCCCGCGGGCCCGGAGACUGCGCUAAUACCUUCGUGUACAUCGCUGACGUGUCGGCCUUCGCAAUUCUCGUGGUGGACGUGAUGCGGGACAGGUCUUGGCGCACUACGCAUCGCCUCUUCUUCCCGUACCCGUCCAGGGGAACAUUCACCAUCGACGAUGAAAGCUUUGACCUGAUGGACGGCGUUUUGGGAAUGGCUCUGUCACCAUACCAGCCCGGCCGCGAUCGCUUCCUCUACUUCCACUCGCUGGCCUCCACCACCGAAAACGUUGUCAACACCAAAGUUAUCAGGAAUAGUUCGUACAUUGAAGACCCUAACAUCGAUCCAGAAGCUGUUUACGUAUUUCCGAAUGAGCGCACGUCUCAAUCUGCAGCUGAAGCCAUGGACCGUAAUGGCAUACUAUACUUCGGCGUCAUGAACCCACCGAGCAUCAUGUGCUGGAAUUCGGCCACAGAAUUCUCUCCUCUUAACUUCCAUACUGUAGCUGCCGAUAAGGAAACGUUGCAAUUCGCUAGUGGCGUGAAAGUUGUCAUGAAUGCUAAAGGAGAACAAGAACUUUGGGUCUUGACAUCAAGCUUCCAAAGAGUAAUGACGGGAUCUCUUUCUUCAGAUAGGGUAAAUUUCAGAAUUCAUGCUGAGAAAAUUCCGAAUAUCUUAGCGAACUCUCCUUGCAAAGAUUCCCCAAAGGGGCAAAAGCCUGGCUACCAGGCCAACCUUAUCGACAGAGCCGGGGACGGUCACACUCCUCGGCCGUACAGGUAUGGCAGUGCCUGGUAUCUGUAGAGAUUAGUGCCAUGUCCGAUCGGUUGCUCAGAAGAUUUUUGUGGCAUAACUAGCCAUAAGUGUAGUACCAUUGCUGAUUUGAUGUAAGUCGCUCAGUGGCGCUAGGUAUUUAUUCGCUUAGGUAUUGAAUAUACCUUGAGUAAUUGUGUUAAGUUCGUCAUCUUUUUAAUAAAUUCGUGAAAUUUAUUUUAAUGAUUGACAUAUUUUUACCGAUACGAAAGAGAUGACUGAAGUCUUAGCUUAGUUCAUUUCAUUGAAACGCAUGCGUGUUUUUAUUUAAUGAUAAUCUUUAAUAAUAUUGUUACCUACAUGCUUAUACGCCAAAGUCACAUUAUAAAUUAUAGAUUCCGUUCUGAAUAAUUUACAUAUUUCAAAAAUAUCAUAUAACCAUGUUAUAUAUAAGAAAUAAAAUAAAAAAAUAGUAAAACA